AUGAUGAGCUUGUCCAGAAAACUGCAAUUUCUUCAGACUCACCCUGAUAGGUUCAGUUAUGGUGUCCUGCUUUGGGAACUGCUAACAGGAGAAGUACCAUUCCGAGGAAUUGAUGGUCUUGCAGUAGCAUACGGUGUUGCCAUGAAUAAACUUGCCCUUCCAAUCCCUUCCACAUGUCCAGAGCCUUUUGCCAAACUCAUGGAAGAUUGUUGGAAUCCUGACCCACACUCUCGACCUUCCUUUGCCAGUAUCCUAGACCAUCUCACCGCCAUAGAAGAGUCUGGUUUCUUUGAAAUGCCCAAAGAUUCCUUCCACUCCCUUCAGGAAGACUGGAAGCAAGAGAUCCAAGAGAUGUUUGAUCAGCUCAGAGCCAAAGAAAAGGAGCUGCGCACAUGGGAAGAAGAGCUGACUCGUGCUGCUGUUGAACAGAAGAACCAUGAGGAGUUGCUACGAAGGCGGGAACAGGAGCUGGCAGAACGUGAGAUUGACAUCCUGGAAAGGGAGCUCAACAUCAUCAUCCACCAGCUGUGUCAGGAGAAGCCUCGAGUGAAGAAACGCAUGGGGAAGUUCAAGAGGAACCGGCUGAAGUUAAAAGAUGGCAAUCAUAUCAGCCUGCCUUCAGAUUUCCAGCAUAAAUUUACUGUGCAGGCUUCUCCAACGAUGGAUAAAAGGAAAAGCUUGAUCAGUAGCUGCUCCAGCCCUCCUGCAAGUCCUACCAUUAUUCCCAGACUCAGGGCCAUACAGUUGGCUCCUGCCGAAAGCAGUAAAACGUGGGGACGAAGCUCAGUCCUUCCAAAGGAAGAAGGAGAGGAAGAAGAGAAGAGAGGCCAGAAGAAAAAGGGACGCACUUGGGGACCGAGCUCACUUUGUCACAAGGAACUAGGUGCAGGAGAAGAUGGUCUGAAAGCUCUGGUAGAAGGAUACAAACAGUGGUCAUCCAGUGCACCGAACCUUGGGAAGAUCCAGAGAACUGUACCUGCUUUUCCAGGAUUCACCAGCUUAGCCGAGAUGGCACUCCUUUCCUGUUACUGGUUUUUAGAUGUGGAGCAUGAUGAUGAAGACAGCGAAUGUCUUAAUGGGGAGGGCAAAGUGCAUCCUUCACCUGGGCACAAUCAGUCAUACCUCUGCAUCCCAUUUCAGAAGAGUGAAGACUGGGAUGGCCCUUCUAGUGAUGCCAAUGAGGAGUCCACCCCUGUGAACUCUGCUACUAGUACCCCGCAGCUGACACCCACCAACAGCCUCAAACGUAGUGGCUCCCACCACAAACGAUGUGAGGUUGCAUUACUUGGUUGUGGAGCAGUGCUGGCUGCUGCAGGCCUGGGUUUUGAUCUGUUAGAAGCAGGGAAAUGUCAGCUGCUGAUUGAGGAGGAGCCAGAGGCACCUAAGGAAGAGAAGAAGAAGCGUGACAGCAUUUUCCAGCGAGCUGGACGCCCACGCAGGAGCACUAGUCCACCUUCCCGAAAGAUCUUCAAGAAAGAGGAUCCCAUGUUGUUGCUAGGCGAGCCAUCCACAUCCCUCACUCUUCUUUCCCUGUCUUCCAUUUCUGAAUGUAAUUCCACCCGAUCCCUGCUGCGCUCAGACAGUGAUGAGAUUGUGGUGUAUGAAAUGCCUGUCAGCCCAGUGACUGUCAAGGCUCCCUUGCCAGCCAUUACCAACCCACUAGUCAAUGUCCAGAUCGAGAGGUUCAAACAAGACCCCAACCAGUCCCUGACUCCCACGCAUGUGACAGUCUCUUCCCACACCCAGCAAAGCGGGCACAGGCGCACACCUUCUGAUGGGGCCAUCAAAGGGAGUGGACUAGUUGUCAAUGGGUGCCCAACCAGUGGAUGCCCUUCCAGUAGCUGUUUAACUGGAGGUCUGGGAGCAGGUGUGUUAAAAACACCUAGUCCAAGUAGAGAUCCCAAUGAGGUCCCUCGCCUGCCAGACCCCAACCUUGUUUUUCCUCCAACCCCGAGACGAUGGAAUGCACAUCAAGACCCCACACUGGAAAGACCCAAGACAUUGGAGUUCCUGCCCCGGCCACGUCCUGCAGCCAGUCGGCAGCGGCUUGAUCCCUGGUGGUUUGUGUCACCCAGCAAUGCGAAGGGUGAAUCUUCUGCCAACAGUUCAAGUACUGAUACUCCAAGCAAUCUGGACUCUUGUUUUGCUAGUAGCAGCAGCACUGUAGAAGAGAGACCUGGACUGCCUGCACUGCUUCCUUUCCAGGUGGGUCUUCCUGUAGAGGAGCGGACACUGUUGGACAUAGAUGCUGAGGGGCAGAGCCAGGACAGCACCAUUCCGCUAUGCAGAAGUGAACUUAACACACACAAAGCUGCAGCAUAUGAACUCAAGCAAGAAUUCUGGUCUUAG
This is a messenger RNA of Leptosomus discolor (cuckoo roller), 2349 nucleotides long. The record is from RefSeq and is a predicted model, not a curated record. Lineage: Eukaryota; Metazoa; Chordata; Aves; Leptosomiformes; Leptosomidae.